Puccinia triticina is the source of this 3693-nucleotide messenger RNA. RefSeq lists its product as uncharacterized. The record is from RefSeq and is a predicted model, not a curated record. The transcript is spliced from 5 exons. Bases 1 to 3693 code for a protein of 1230 amino acids. Gene Ontology annotation, molecular function: 5'-3' DNA helicase activity; single-stranded DNA helicase activity. NCBI's taxonomy places the organism in Eukaryota, Fungi, Basidiomycota, Pucciniomycetes, Pucciniales, Pucciniaceae.
AUGGAGCAAUGCGCAGACCUGCUGGAGGGCAUUGAAGACUGGAGCGACUUCGAACUAGGCGAGGAAGAGUCCGAACAAGCAUCCCCAGACGGACCACAGCCAGUCCCCCUCUGCCGCAACUUCGUGAAAUGCCGCGUCGAAAAGGUUCCCGGCGAGGCCCAGUGGAAUCCACUCAAACGGCGCAUGGAGAGACGCGUCGAAGUGGCACUCAAGUCUGAUGAUCGCUCGGAAACAAAGACCUUGCUGCUCUGCGAUGAAUGGACCGACUUACCACUGGACCAGGGUAACCCUCUCAAUAUUGUUUCCUUCCCCGGUUCGCCACCUAUCAACUUGCAGCUCGAUCCUUUGGUGUUCUCUAGGGCCGAGCCUGGACAUGUACUCAUCCUAUUUCCUUCUCUCCUUAUCAGCGCAACCGUCGUCUCGAAUGCGCCCCUAUGCUCCAGGAGAAGUGUGCUGAGUACCCGGCUGAAGAUCAGUUCGACUGAGAUCGGCGAGCCUAUCGUCAGAGGGAACAUCGUCCAUGAAGUCAUCCAGAACUCGUUGCUACGAACUCAACAAGAAGAAGACCAAAAGAUCCUCAAACUUGAUCCCACACCCAGUAUCUCUGACACCUGGGAGAUAAGCCGCUUAUCCGAAGAAGCCCGCAAGGCCUGCAUCAGACACCUCAGCGACUUAUUCAUGAUUGGCAAGACUGCCGAUGAAGGCGUCAAGAUGGUAUCCGGCUAUCUCGAGCAAUUACCUUCCUGGUCCAGCAAAUACUUGAUCAAUCGCAAGGAGAACGGUAAAAUCAUUUUGAACAAAGACGCGGUGUUGAUAGAUCCGCGAAGCAAUGCCAAGACGGGAGGCGACGAGCCAAGAAUCGGGAUCACUGGCGUGCUCGACACCGAGGAGGAGAUAUGGUCGCCCAAGUACGGACUCAAAGGCAAAAUAGACGUCACCGUGCAAGCGCACGUCCUCGAAAACCCAUCACAUUCAAUUAAGAACCAGCUUUUCGAUCCCGCUUCGAGCCUGCAGAUCUUCCCCUUGGAAAUCAAGACUGGCCGGCAGCCGAGUGGGAUUGAGCACAUUGCACAAACUAUGCUCUACACUUUGCUGCUAAGCGACCGGUACAAUGUCGACAUCACUGCUGGACUGCUGUUCUACACUUCGUGCGACGAUUUAAUAAGAGUCCGAGUGGUCAAAGACGAGCUGCGGCAUCUGGUGAUGGCCAGGAAUAGAUUGGCUCGCUACAUGCAUUCCGAGCCCUCCUACUCGCCCGAAGCAGCCUUACCUGAGCCCACUGAUCUCGAGGAUCUCGGAGAUUUGACUGUCCGUGAGGUGCCUCCCGGAGACCACAUCCUCCCCGAACCGAUUGACAACGACCGAGCAUGCUGCAGAUGUUUUGAAGUUGAGGGCUGUAUGCUUUAUCGUAAAGCGGUUGAACAAGUCGAUUUGCUCCCACCUCAAAAAGGUAUCGAUCGCCUCCGAGAGCUCUACGAGCGCAAGACGUAUCAUCUGACGCCUGUCCACACGGAAUUCUUUCGGCGAUGGGAGGCGUUGGUUUCGCAUGAGGAGAAAGAACUUGGGAAGUUGAAGAAACAGAUUUGGACGAUGACUGCGGACGAGAGAGAGCGGACAGGAAAUGCCUUAGCCAACAUGGUGAUCGAUUACUCGUUUGACAUGAACGAUGGGUCGUAUGACCCCACAUCAAUGACCAAGAUUCAUCGACACACCUACCGUCUCCAGCGUUUCCAGACUGCACCCGACUCGACCCCGGAUGAUGAAAAGGCCUCCCUCUUGUUCGGACACAUGAGCAAACACGACCCGAUCGUCGUCUCGAUCGAAGGCAAGAAGCUGGCCAUCGCCCGGGGCUUCAUCCUUGACCUGACUCCGAGAAGCAUGACGGUUGGCUUGGAUCAUCGAUUGGAAGAGAUCGAUCCGCUCCCCGUUGGCACCAAUCUCACCGCCUUCCUCACUCAAUAUGCUGCCACACAACCCCGUCGUUCCUCAAGAUCCCUCGUUCGGUAUCGGGUCGACAAAGAUGAAUUGCUGGCCGGCAUGGGCAAAAUUCGCGACAAUCUGGCCCAGCUUUUCUUGGAAAACGGCCACAGUCGGCUGCGCGAAUUGGUAGUGGAUUUGAGAAAACCGAGAUUCGAGGCUUCGCGUCUUGAAAGCCUGACAGAGAAUAAUCGUGCGGCUCAUCUGAAUCGAGAGCAGAUUGGCGUACUCGACAAAGUCCUAACUGCGCAAGACUAUGCACUAGUUUUAGGUAUGCCAGGUACUGGCAAGACGACGACGAUUGCUGAGCUGAUUAAAACCUUAAUUGGAAGGGGUAAGACGGUCUUGUUGACGUCCUACACGCAUUCAGCAGUAGACAAUAUCCUCUCGAAGCUCGUUGACUCGAAGAUCGAUAUGCUCAGGCUCGGCAACGUCGACAAAGUUUCUAGUGCACUGCGUCGGUUCACGCUGCAUGAAUCCGACCCAGCUCAGUCCAUGGAGGCCUUCGAGAUGAAGCUGAUGUCCCCUCCACUAGUGGCGACCACCAGUCUCUCGAUCAACCAUCCACUCUUCAACCGCCGCACUUUUGACUACUGCAUCGUUGACGAGGCCUCCCAGGUCACCCUGCCGACGUGUCUCGGCCCGCUGCGUUACGCAAACGUCUUCGUCUUGGUCGGCGACCACUACCAACUGCCUCCAUUGGUCAAAAACCACAAGGCCAAGGCGGGCGGCCUGGAGACCUCGCUGUUCAAGCUUCUCACGGAGGCGCAUCCGGAUGCGGUGGCCUCGCUGACGAUGCAGUAUCGGAUGAACGAGGACAUUAUGAGUCUCAGUAACGCUCUUAUCUACGAAGGUCGGCUGUGUUCUGCCGACCCAAGCAUGUCCGACUUGGGGCUCGAGAUCCCCUUAGGACUGCUCACCGAUUCAUUCCAUACGGACGAUCCUGUGGGAUGCCAUGAUGGCUGUUGGCUAUCUGAUAUCAUGCAACCCGCGAGAAAGGUCGUGUUUGCUAAUACAGACCUGUUGCAUGAGAAAGAGUCUAAGACGGGAAACCAGCUACAAAACGAAGCAGAGGCGUAUUUAGCCCUCCAGCUCGUCAAUGCGUUUGUCGAACGAGGCGUUCCAGCAUCAGAGAUCGGGAUCAUUGCGCCCUACCGCCAACAGAUCAAGCUGCUGACGUCGCUCUCCCAAGCCCACCCGGAGCUCGAGAUCCUGACGGCAGACAAGUCGCAAGGCCGGGACAAAGCGUGCAUCAUCAUGAGCAUGGUGCGGAACAAUGCCGAGGAGGAGGUCGGCGAGUUGCUCAAGGAUUGGCGCCGGAUCAACGUCUGUCUCACCCGUGCCAAGCGCAAACUCGUCCUCUUCGGCUCCAAGCAAACGCUCAGACACUCGCAGGUCCUGAACGACUUCUUCACGUUCAUCGACCAACGGGGGUGGAUAUAUGACCUGCAGCCCGACGCCAUGACUGCCCACAAGUCGCUCGGCUCGUUCAAGUCCUCCGCCCCCAUCGACACACACCCCCCUCCUACUACAUCGGCUCUCGCCCCUAGCCAUCCGCCAGAAUCUCCCCCUUCGUCAACCGCUUCUAAACGCCCCGCCGAUCACUUCUCUCCCCCUAAAACUCUCACUAAAAAAGUUAAUCUCCCCGUCCCACUUCCGAAGUUCGGCGUCUUGCGCGACGUCACUCUUGAUUUUGUUGGCGACCCUAAUACUUGA